CAUUUGUUCUGUUAUUGUUGGUUAGGGUCCAUCAUGGAAAACAUGCCAGUGUGUGAAAAACCAAUGGCUGAUACAAUUGAAGCGGAUGGGGUGGCCGCUGAAGAAGAAAUUUACGAAGCUGCCCAACCUAAUGACACAGCAGCUGUGCCAGACCCUGAAGAAGAAUCCGUGUACAUGGAGAUGGCCCAGCUCCAAGCACGGCAUGGCCGACCGCGCGGAAGACUGCAGACCCCGUGUAUUGGACCCUUGCUAAAGAAGGAGGGUAUCUCAUGGCGGACACUUGCCACAAUAGUGUAUGCAGCGGUUGGAAACUUGAAUCCAAACUGCUGUUCCUAUUGCUUCCAUAUUGUAUAUCAUAAGGAAUUCAGGGACGAUGAAAGUGAUGACGAUGAUGAUGAUGACAAGGCUGAUUCUGGUCAUGGCUUGGAGCAUGAGACUUCUGCAGAAGAAGGAGUUAGGCCAUUAACACCUCCACUGACGCCAACACCCCCAGAAGUGCAGUGUGAGCCCUUGCGGGGUGAUGCAGCAGAAUAUCUUUGUGUGGAGGAGUUAUUUCCCGAUAUCUGGAAUGAGCCCGUGGACCUAGCAUUACUGGCCAGGCAAGUUCCAGGAGAAUUGGACCCUGAGUGUUGUUACCGGUGUGGAAUGGUUCAUAUGUUCAAAAACACGAGCCCUGUGUGAUGCGGUGUCAGCGAUUGUCAGGUGGGGGCUCUAGGACUGUGAAAGGCCCACCCCUGGGAAGAAAGAAAAAGAUGACCGGGCGGGGAAGGGAAACCAAAGAGGGGUUUGGGGAAGGGGCGUGUGAAGCUUUACAGUUGUAUAAAAAUGCUCUGAAUAAAGAAAAAAGUAUUCAUUGCUGUGAAGAAAA
Sphaerodactylus townsendi is the source of this 868-nucleotide messenger RNA. RefSeq lists its product as uncharacterized. The transcript is spliced from 3 exons. Bases 34 to 681 code for a protein of 215 amino acids. The record is from RefSeq and is a predicted model, not a curated record. NCBI's taxonomy places the organism in Eukaryota, Metazoa, Chordata, Lepidosauria, Squamata, Sphaerodactylidae.